CCUAUCAACCGUUUUUUUCCCGACGUCACGUAUAAAUAUCCCGGUGUUUCCUGACGAGGAUGUACAUGUAGUUCUCCGCUGUCUUCUACGUGCAACACAACAAACAAAAGGGCUCCCACAGAAGCCGAGGAUAUGUGUCGGUCAGUCCUCUUCGCCCUGCUCGGCCUGGGUCUCGGGCUUGUAAAUUCAUUUCCCACCGAGGAGCCAGACGGUGGAAAAAACUGGGUUGUUAUUGUAGCCGGUUCCAACGGCUGGUACAACUACAGACACCAGGCUGAUGCUUGCCAUGCCUACCAGAUUGUCCACAAGAAUGGCAUCCCAGAUGAGCAGAUUGUGGUUAUGAUGUACGAUGACUUGGCAAACAGUGAGGACAACCCCACCCCUGGAAUAUUGAUCAACAGGCCAAAUGGCACAGAUGUGUACAAGGGAGUUCCUAAAGACUACACCGGGGAGGAUGUCACCCCUGAAAACUUCCUGGCAGUGCUGAAGGGCGACUCUUCAAAAGUCAAAGGCGGCUCUGGAAAAGUGUUGAAGAGCGGGCCCAAAGAUCACGUGUUUGUUUACUUCACUGAUCACGGGGCCCCAGGCAUUCUGGCCUUCCCUAAUGAUGAUCUCCAAGUUGACGACCUCCAAACAACCAUUAAAUACAUGCACACAAAUAAGAAAUACAAAAAGAUGGUGUUCUACAUCGAGGCGUGUGAGUCGGGAUCAAUGAUGAACCACCUGCCUGCUAACAUUGACGUGUACGCCACCACAGCUGCCAACCCUCAUGAGUCCUCUUACGCCUGCUACUAUGACGAGAAGAGGGACACGUACCUGGGAGACUGGUACAGCGUUAACUGGAUGGAGGACUCUGAUGUGGAGGACCUGUCAAAAGAAACCUUGCUAAAGCAGUUCAAGAUCGUAAAGAGCCACACAAACACCAGCCACGUCCAGCAGUACGGAAACAAGACUCUGGCCCACAUGAAGGUCGUAGCAUUUCAGGGAAACCACAAGGCAAACAGCCAGCCAGCUCCAAUGACCCUGCAGCCAAUUACAAACCUCGACCUGACCCCGAGCCCUGACGUUCCUCUGGCCAUCCUCAAGAGGAAGAUGAUGGCCUCCAAUGAUAUCACACGUGUAAGAGGGCUGCUGAUGGAAAUCAACGCUCACCUCAAGGUCAGAGAGAUGAUGGCUGAGACGAUGCGCCAAGUUGUCGAGAAGGUGACCGGCGACAAGCUCAAGGCCGAGGAGAUUCUCAACGAGAGAGCCGAACUGUCCCAGCAUCAGUGUUACAAGGCUGCGGUUAACCACUACAAACACAACUGCUACAACUGGCACAAAACUGAGUUUGAAUACGCUCUGAGGCAUCUGUACGCUCUGGUGAACAUGUGUGAGAGAGGAUACCCUGCAGAAAGAAUCCAGUUGGCCAUGGACUCAGAAUGUCAUUUCAGCAAGUAAACAGGAUUUCUAUAAAUCCAUUAAAGCCUCAGAUCAAUCUGGUUCUUCACGCAGGAAGACCCGAGCAGACGAGGCGUCUCUUUGCACUUCUUACCAAUCAAUCUGACGUGGAGUCAACGUUAUUCUUUUAUCAAUACACUAUAACUUUUUUUUUUUUUUUAAAGAUUUGUGAAGUUUUUUUUGAUUUUAGUGAGAUUUUUUUUUACUUGUUUUUAUGGUGAGUUGCACUAUCACUGUGAAUGGUUUGUGGAUGAUAUUUUACUGCUUCUGAUUCAAGAUAUAUUGAUGAAAAUUUGCCCUCAGCUUUAUUAGCAGCUCUCAGCUUUAUGAAUGUUUGAUUGACAUGUUAAGGGCAAACCACUAAACACUGAAUGUUUGUUGAUCCUGAAGAGACUUUGCUGUAAUACAAGGAUCUUGAAAUAAAAUCCAACAGACCAAAA
Molecule: messenger RNA, 1880 nt
Organism: Thunnus maccoyii (southern bluefin tuna)
Lineage: Eukaryota; Metazoa; Chordata; Actinopteri; Scombriformes; Scombridae
Gene: lgmn
Product: legumain
Exons: 14
Coding region: 133-1440 (435 amino acids)
Biological process (GO): vacuolar protein processing
Molecular function (GO): cysteine-type endopeptidase activity
Source: RefSeq, a predicted model, not a curated record